UUGUCUGAGUACUACAAGCUACAGAUGAUAAUUUUGGGGUAAUUCAGUGAGGUGUAUUUAGGAUUUGCAUGCAUUGAUUUGAAUUGCAUUGAUGUUUGUUAAAAUGUACGGUACGUGCAUAGUGUAUAUUUUACCCUAAAAAAUCAAUUAUGAAUUGUAUGAAAUUUAUAGGGCCUACAUGUAUGCAUCAACUCCAUGCAAUAUAAUGUCCAUUUAGAAAAUGCCCCCUUUGAGAAUUUUGGAAGUUAUUUUUAAUUUAACCGCAAAAUGACAAACCUAGUGUACAAUUUAUUUUUAUUACACACACUUGAGAUAUUUAUGAAAAGCACAUGUUUCAGGUUCCUUAAUUUGAAAUGGGGAAAUCUAGGUCAUGAUGUUAUAAAUGAUGAAAAAAGAAAUAAAACCCUCAGAUAAUCUUUCAUGCUUCACCAGGCCCAGUGCAAAACAACUGUCUGUGGAAUGCACAUAAUUGAAGUCUCCCUGAAUUUACAUGUAAUAGUCUCUGCCUGUAUUUCCAGACAAUAAAAUGAUCACCAGUCAGGUGAUAGUUCUUGCUCUAGUUGUGUGAUUUACAUGUAUGAGCUAAAAAUAAUCACCAAAGUCCUUGUAGAUUUUACUCUGAGCUUUACUGUUAUAAUAGCUCCAUGGUUAUACAUGUAGCAAGGUAGUGAGGAAAUCAGCAGAAUCUUGUGGUUUCAAUCCCUGGUUGGAAGCGACAUUUAAUGCAGUGCUCUGCUUUUAACUUGUGUGAAGAUCUGCGAGUGUGAACAUACUGCAUUUGAACCAGUGUUACAGAAUGGCAGAUGGUGGAAUUGACAUUGAAGGUGCACGGAAGGAGCGUUCAGACUCAAUCUCUUCAGACGUUUCGUCAGACGAUGAUUCAGCGUGGUCAACCUGCUCUGAGCACAGCCUUCAGUUUUGUGGAAAAGGAGGUUUAAUAGAAGUUCCUCCCAUUCCAGAUUUUGGAAGUGGUCUUGUCAAACCAGCCACUUUAGACGGGUCAUUAGAAUCGGAACAGGAGAAGCAGAGAUGGGAUUUUACACCAGUCACAAUCGACCAAGCAAAGUCAGGUGCAGUACAGCGUCCUGUUCGAGUUUAUGCAGACGGUAUUUUCGACCUCUUCCACGCAGGGCAUGCAAGAGUUCUCAUGCAAGCUAAGAAUGCCUUCCCCAAUACAUACCUUUUGGUUGGAGUGUGUAAUGAUGAACUGACUCAUAGAAACAAAGGCAACACCGUUAUGAAUGAGUGGGAACGUUAUGAAGCUGUCAGACACAACAGAUAUGUGGAUGAAAUCAUUCGGGACGCACCAUGGACUCUUACAGCGGACUUUCUUGAGAAACACAAGAUUGACUUUGUAGCCCACGACGAUGCGCCCUACGGAGCUUCAGGCACAGAGGAUGUCUACAAAGACAUCAAAGCGGCCGGAAAAUUUGUCGCUACGAAGAGGACAGAGGGCGUGUCGACAUCCGACAUCAUCGCAAGACUUGUUAGAGAUUACGAUAUCUACGUCAGACGGAAUCUAUCAAGAGGUUACUCGGCCAGAGAUCUGAAUGUUGGUUUGUUUAAUGAAACAAAGUUCAAAGUUCAAGACAGCGUGGACAAGGUCCGACAGAGGGUGAGGAGAGUGGAGAGGAGGUCAAAAGAGUUUGUUCAUAAGAUUGAAGACAGGAGUAUUAACUUUCUUCAGAAGUGGGAGGAGAAGUCUAGAGAGAUGAUAGGAAACUUUUUAGAUUUGUUCGGUCAAAACGGUACUCUGAACCGGAUGUUCCAAGAUGGCAAGCGGACUCUCCAGAAUGCCAUCUCACCCCCCAGCAGCCCGGGACACGGAAGCCCAAGUGCGUCCUACUGGGACAUCGAAGGCGAUGACAAAUACGAAGAGGAUAGCGAUGAGGAGUAUAGGUAUGGUCUCGGCCAGGAGAGUUUUGAAAGGGACCAGGACGAGCAAGAGGAUGGUGAGGAUGAUGACGAGGAGGACGAUGAGGAAGAGGAAGGGGAGCAAAAGAGAGAUACAAAGUUGGACGAUCGCUUAGCCAACAAGAUGCCUUCAUCGUUGCUGUCAACAGGCAGCCAACUGGCUUCACAUUGAACUAAGUCUUGUGAUUCCAAAUGAAACUGUAACAGUGCUUUCCGAUCCUUAGAAACAGUGAUUGCAAGGACGAUAAAAUCGAAAACCUAGAAUAAUCGUCAGGUUGGACGAACUUAAUCAUCAUAAAUCCACGGACACAGUCAAGAUGGCAAAGGGCACAGCUAAUUCUAAUCUAAAGCAAUGCUGUAUAUUAAUCUUCUGGGCGACUCUAGAAAGUAUCUACGCCUGACUCCCUAAAUGUGGGGCAUUCCUGAAAUUGUUUGUCUUUGUUUUUUAGUUCAUAUGAAAACUUAUGAUACCCUAAAAUUAUCAUGGUUUUAAGUUUUAACUCGUAUGAAAAGUAACAAAGGAGGAAAAAUUGAGUUAGAUGCACAAAAAAGUUGAUAACUUGCCCGUUUGCAACAAUGUACAAGUACUGUGAAUCUAUGGGCUUCUAUUGCUAAUUCUCUCUGCCAGAUGUGUCAAUCACCUGACUUCUGUACUCAAUGGCCCGUAUUCUGAAUUCAGGUUUAACUUAAACCAUGGUCUAACUCUUUGCUAAAUUUAUGGAAAGCAAAAAAUGUCAAAAUUUUUAUAAAGUUGUAUAUUUCUCAUGAUUAAUGUGCUCUUUCCUUACUCGUCAUGGUGAAGAAAGCUAUCUUAUCUAUCCUUCCGAAACGGCUAUUAAUGAUUUGAGAGAAAAAUGAGAUGAUGCAUUG
Molecule: messenger RNA, 2784 nt
Organism: Lytechinus variegatus (green sea urchin)
Lineage: Eukaryota; Metazoa; Echinodermata; Echinoidea; Temnopleuroida; Toxopneustidae
Product: choline-phosphate cytidylyltransferase A-like
Exons: 7
Coding region: 797-2086 (429 amino acids)
Biological process (GO): CDP-choline pathway
Molecular function (GO): phosphatidylcholine binding; choline-phosphate cytidylyltransferase activity
Source: RefSeq, a predicted model, not a curated record